Messenger RNA from Aspergillus homomorphus CBS 101889, 2815 nucleotides. RefSeq lists its product as uncharacterized. Gene Ontology annotation, cellular component: membrane. Bases 401 to 2815 code for a protein of 804 amino acids. The record is from RefSeq and is a predicted model, not a curated record. NCBI's taxonomy places the organism in Eukaryota, Fungi, Ascomycota, Eurotiomycetes, Eurotiales, Aspergillaceae. The transcript is spliced from 6 exons.
CGCCCAGCCCAGUCUUUGGGCAGACGAUGUCAUGUCACUCAGAAAGUACUGGACUAACUUACUACACACAACCACACACACAUCGCUACGUACGAUGACGUCCUACUCGAUGGUGUUUUUUGUUUUUCAGGUCGUCGGUCCAGAGAAACAAAUAAGCUCAUCGUGCCGGACCUGAACUAUAUAAUCCCCGAGUCCCACUUCUCUGCUCCUUUCCCCAUCGUUCACCUGCAGAAGAUCGCACUCAUCUCUCAAUUGUCAAAUCGCUCUCAACGCUAUUUCUCCAGUCGUUGUUCUGUUGCUGACCCUCCGCCAACGAGAUCUAAACCUCCAACCGCGCUAGUCUUGUCCUGCAUCACCCUUUAGCUUCAUUCCACAUUACCUGAGUCUCCAGUCUUUCACCAUGCCUGUUAUCUCCCGACUAAUCUCGAUCGUUUUUCGUGUGGUGGAAGUCGUCUGCGCUGCAGUGGUUGCCGGUAUCAUCGGACAUUACUUGCACCAAUACAGCGGUGAUGCCUGGCCGGUGGCCCGAUGGAUUUACACUGAAGUCAUCGCCGGCCUAUCGAUACUACUGGGAUUGAUAUGGCUGAUCCCAUUCUCGUCGGGCUUCUUCUCCUGGCCAUUUGAUGUCAUCAUCUCCUUUGCCUGGUUUGCUGCCUUCGGAAUAUUGGUCGACGCGAUCCAUAAGCUCAAUUGUGGCUCAAUCUGGUACUGGGGUGGUAUCACCCACAACAACUCGUGUGGCCGGUGGAAGGCGGCCGAGGCUUUCAGCUUCAUCUCCGCCAUCGUCUGGCUGGCCUCGGCGCUCGUGGGCAUCUGGUUCACUUUCCGCGUCCGCGACUCAACCGCUCCCCGACAUUCACGAUCUUCUUCUUUCGAGAAGGGCUCGCAAGACUAUCCUCUGACGGUGCUGGAGCCUGAAAAUGACUCCGACAGCAGCCACUUGGUUGUGAUUGGGCGGGAAAGCUCCGACGGCCGGCCCGAUGCAGGCACGAGGGAUCCUCUGCUGCCCACCGCAACUCCCAAUCCUCAGCGGCGUCAAGAGCCUGAUAAAUUAUCAUGCUCGAUCUCUGGCAUUUGCAAUUGGAUCAAAGGCCCAGCUCUGCCAUUGAAGUACGAGAUUACCCCGUGGCUAGUCCGCUGGCAGACGGCCCCGGCGCGGUUCAUUGAGCACCACUUUCCCAGCACUCGCGCUAGAGCAUCGCUCCUUGUGGCUUGCAUCGCAUUGUGGGGGGUCAUAUUCCUGUCGAUCCUGCAUGUAUCGAUCACCGGGCAGGAAGUCGCUGGGUAUGGGGUUCCAGUCAAGCUCUCCUGUCAUGCCCGGCUUUGGUAUAAUGCCACUGAAUGCGGUCUAAAUGGAGACGCCUGUCGUCCCUUCGAUAACGGUGGCUUCGCAUUCCGCUGUCCCGCCAGCUGUAACGAUGCGAUCUUGCUGGAGCCCUACGUUGUCGGGCCUGCAGAGUACAACUACCGCCCCCUAGUCAUCGGCGGAUCCCUUCAAGACGAUCCCGCAGCAAACAGCAGCCACAGAGAUCCAGGCAUCUACCGCGGCGACUCGGCCAUCUGCCCUGCGGCAUUUCACGCCGGCCUCAUCACCAGCCAGACCGGCGGCUGCGGCGUACUUCGUCGAACAGGCGAGCACAGCGACUACCCCUCCGUCCCCAAGAACGGGCUCACGAGCAUCGGCUUCCGGUCCACCUUCCCACUCUCCUUCACUUUCGACGCGGACCCAUCCGGAGGAUCCAGCUGCCGCGACCAGCGCUGGCCACUGUUCACCUUCUCGCUCAUCGCAACAACCCUCAUCUCCCUCUUCACCACCUCAUCCGCAGGCUUCUUCGCUGCGAUCUACUUCAUCAUCUACUUCCAAGUCGCGCUCUCCUCCGAUCCCCCCUACUCACCAAACUACCUAGAGAUUGUCUCCACCGCGCUAGGCCGCUUCCUCCCCUGCGCCAUCGUCGGCUGGGUCAUCUACCACUUCACCGUGCGCCGCACGCUCGGCCAAGGCGAGCACACCCUCGCCGCCCGCUGGGACCAGACCGCCCUCUGGCUAGGACCCUGCUGGGUCGGCGCGCUCAACCGCGACACCUUCGACAAGAUCCCGAUCUCGCGCCUGACGCCGCACGAUCUGCAGCAACAACCCGGGGCCAUCCCCGCCCUGAUAAUCAUCGUCGCCUGCCUGGUGCUGGUCGUGCUCACGCAGGCCCUGGCCUUCCGCCGCGAAGGCCGCCUCCCGCACAUGCUGACUCUCUACGCCAUCUUCGCGGCGGGCAUCAUCAUCCUCCUCCUUGUGCCAGACAUGAACCUCCGCAUCCACCACUACAUCCUCAGCCUCCUCUUCCUCCCCGGCACCAGCCUGCAAACCCGCCCCAGCCUCGUAUACCAGGGCCUGCUCGUCGGGCUAUUCAUCAACGGUAUCGCACGCUGGGGCUUCGAUUCCAUCCUCCAGACCAGUGCCGCGUUGCUGGAGGGCGCGCAAUUGGGGAGUGUGCUGCCCGCUGUCGGCGCGCCUAUCAUCCUCGGAGCUACGCAGAUUGCGUUCGCGGUGGGCCGCGAGCACUUGGUGAAUGGAACGGCAGCGGCGGCAGUGGGCGACGGGGUGAGCGUUCUGGUGAAUGAUGUGGAGCGGUACAGGGGGUUUUGGUCGGAUUUGAUGGAUCCUCAUAAUGGCGAGGCACUCUUCAAUUGGACAAGGAGGGUGGAGGGCGAGGACGAGUAUUUCCGGUUUGCGUUUGUGCGGUUGAAUGCGCUGGGCGGAUUCUGGUAUGAGGAUUUCACGAAGCCGGGGGUGUGGACGAAGGACGGGGCGUGGAGGGGGUGA